Molecule: messenger RNA, 3524 nt
Organism: Rhodotorula graminis WP1
Lineage: Eukaryota; Fungi; Basidiomycota; Microbotryomycetes; Sporidiobolales; Sporidiobolaceae
Exons: 21
Coding region: 1-3438 (1145 amino acids)
Biological process (GO): base-excision repair, gap-filling; DNA-templated DNA replication; nucleotide-excision repair, DNA gap filling
Cellular component (GO): delta DNA polymerase complex
Molecular function (GO): nucleotide binding; DNA-directed DNA polymerase activity; DNA binding
Source: RefSeq, a predicted model, not a curated record
AUGGACGCCGAGCCAGCAGCCAAGCGCCCCCGCCUUUCGCAGGGCGAGCCCGCGCUCCUCGCCGGCGAGCCCACCGCCGACGCCGUCCUCCCCGCCGACGACGCACCGCCUGCGACGACCACCACCACGACCACGACCGACACGCUCCCGGACGAGGAGCACGCCGCACCGCCCUCGAGUGCAGCAGGCGCACACGCCAAGCCCCUCAGCGCCAUCUGGGCCGCCAAGUCGCCCUCGCCCCGCAAGAAGAAGCAGCCCGUGGACCUCAAGGGCAAGGGCAAGGCGCGCGCACCAGGGCACGGCCCCGAGGACGACGACAAGGAGAACUUUACGUCCUUGCUCGAGCGGCUCGAGGCAGAGACCUCGACCGGCGAGCAGGAAAAGUGGGGCCGUCCUGCCGCCCCCAAGCUCAACCCGCAGCGCGAUGGCUUUGUUUUCCAGCAGAUCGACCUCGAGGAGUACUCGGCCCCUGGAGCGGGCCCGACCAUUCGCGCGUUCGGCGUCAGCAAGGCCGGCCAUUCGGUGCUCCUGCACGUCAAGGGCUUCCUGCCGUACUUCUGGGUCGCGGCGCCCAAGGGCUUCACCAACUCGGACUGCGUCCCGUUCCUCGAGCACCUCAACCUCACGUUCUUCUUCACGGUGUCGGGCGAGCAGACGAGCUACUUCAACGGCACGCGCCCGAUCCGGUCCAUCACGCUCGCCAACAAGCGCAACCUGUGGGGCUACAAGGGCGAGGCCGUCGUCCCCUUCAUCAAGAUCACGACCGUCGACACCAAGAACUACCCCAAGGUCCGCAACGGCUUUGAGCGCGGCGAGGUGACGUACCGCGACUUCUUCGACGGCUCGUCGCUCCUCACGUUCGAGAGCAACAUUGCCUACACCCUGCGCUUCAUGAUCGACCACCACAUCGUCGGCAUGAACUGGCUCGAGAUCAAGGCCGGCGGGUGGCAGCACAAACGCGACAAGAUCUCGAGCUGCCAGUACGAGAUCGAGUGCGACCACUCGGCCCUCAUCUCGCACGAGGCGGUCGGCGACUGGUCCGGCGUCGCGCCGCUCCGCAUCCUGUCGUUCGACAUCGAGUGCGCAGGCCGCAAGGGCAUCUUUCCCGAGGCCGACAAGGACCCCGUCAUCCAGAUCGCCAACAUGGUCACUCGCCAAGGCGAGAGCAAGCCCUUCAUCCGCAACGUCUUUACGCUCAACACGUGCGCCCACAUCGUCGGGUCCGAGGUGCUCGAAUUUGAGCGCGAGAAGGACCUCCUGUCGCAGUGGCGCAAGUUUGUCGAGGAGGUCGACCCGGACCUCAUCAUCGGGUACAACACGAGCCAGUUCGACCUGCCGUACCUCAUGGACCGCGCAAAGGCGCUCAAGGUCACCGAGUUUCCCUACUUCAGCCGGCUCAAGGGCGUCAAGACCGAGGUCAAGGACACGCACUUCUCGAGCAAGGCGUACGGCACGCGCGACUCGAAGGAGACCAACAUGGACGGCCGGCUCCAGCUCGACAUCCUCCAGGUCAUGCAGCGCGACUACAAGCUGCGCUCGUACACGCUCAACUCGGUCUGUGCCCACUUCCUCGGCGAGCAGAAGGAGGACGUCCACCACUCGGUCAUCACGGACCUGCAGAACGGUAACGCCGAGUCGCGACGCCGUCUCGCCGUCUACUGCCUCAAGGACGCCUACCUGCCUCAACGCCUCAUGGACAAGCUCAUGUGCUUCAUCAACUACACCGAGAUGGCCCGCGUCACGGGCAUCCCGUUCAACUACCUCCUGUCGCGUGGCCAGCAGAUCAAGGUCAUCUCGCAGCUGUACCGCCAAGCGCUCAAGGUCGGCUACGUCGUGCCGGCGCUCAAGCAGGAAGGGUCGGACGAGCAGUACGAGGGCGCGACCGUGCUCGAGCCCGAGCAAGGGUACUACGACGUGCCGAUCGCGACGCUCGACUUUGCGAGCCUGUACCCGUCCAUCAUGCAGGCGCACAACCUGUGCUACACGACGCUCCUCGACGCCCGCAUCGCCCAGUCGCUCAACCUUGUCGAGGACGAGGACUACGUCCGCACGCCCAAUGGAGACCUCUUCGUCAAGGCCUCUCGUCGCAAGGGCCUCCUGCCGACCAUCCUCGAGGACCUGCUCGCCGCCCGCAAGCGUGCGCGCGCCGAGCUCAAGAACGAGACGGACCCGUUCAAGCGUGCCGUCCUCGACGGUCGUCAGCUCGCCCUCAAGGUCUCGGCCAACUCGGUGUACGGCUUCACGGGCGCGACGGUCGGCAAGCUGCCGUGCUUGCCCAUCUCGAUGUCGGUCACGGCGUACGGUCGCGAGAUGAUCGACCGGACGAAGCAGGAGGUGCAGGACCGGUACAACACCGCCAACGGCUACGACUACGACGCGACCGUCAUCUACGGCGACACCGACUCGGUCAUGGUGCGCUUUGGCUGCCCCGACCUCGAGACGGCUAUGAAGCUCGGUGCCGAGGCGGCCGACUUUGUCACGUCCAAGUUCGUCAAGCCGAUCAAGCUCGAGUUCGAGAAGGUCUACUUCCCGUACCUCCUCAUCAGCAAGAAGCGGUACGCCGGCCUGUACUGGACCCGGCCCGAGAAGUACGACAAGAUGGACACCAAGGGUAUCGAGACGGUCCGCCGCGACAACUGCCGCCUCGUCGUGACGGUCAUCGACACGUGCCUGCGCAAGAUGCUCAUCGAGCGCGACGUCAAGGGCGCCGAGGCGUACGCCAAGCAGGUCAUCUCGGACCUGCUCCAGAACAAGGUCGACCUGUCGCAGCUCGUCAUCACCAAGGCGCUCGCCAAGGCCGACUAUGCGGCCAAGCAGGCGCACGUCGAGCUCGCCGAGCGCAUGAAGAAGCGCGACGCUGGCUCGGCGCCGGCCAUGGGCGACCGAGUGGCCUACGUCAUCAUCAAGGGCACCAAGGACGCACGAGCGUACGAGAAGUCGGAGGACCCGCUCUACGUCCUCGAGAACAACAUCCCGAUCGACACCAAGUACUACCUCGAGAACCAGCUCUCGAAGCCGCUCAUGCGCAUCUUCGAGCCCAUCAUGGGCGAACGCGCAAGCUCUCUUCUCGCCGGCGACCACACGCGCACCGUCUCGAUCGUCGCACCGACCGUCGGCGGCCUCAUGAAGUUUGCCGUCAAGACCGUCACCUGCCUCGGGUGCAAGACGCCGCUCAAGCCGGGCACGCCGAACCAAGCUGUAUGCCACAACUGCCGCCCUCGCACGGCCGAGCUGCACCGUCGGCAGGUGACGCUCGCGGCGAGCGCCGAGACGGCCUUUGCGAGGCUGUGGACCCAGUGCCAGCGGUGCCAGGGCUCGCUCCACCAGGACGUCUUGUGCACGUCGAAGGACUGCCCGAUCUUCUACAUGCGGAAGAAGGCCCAGAAGGAGGCUGUCGAAGCGGUCGGGACGCUGCAGCGCUUCGACGGCGAGUGGUGAGCGGGCGUCUCUCGUUGUACUCGCUCGUGCCCUUGUCUUUGUACCAAGGCCGUCCCUCUCCCGCUUGCAUUGUAGCUCUGUCUCUC